AUGUCAGGUACUGCAGCUGGAGGUGCUAGCAAUUCUGGUGCCAGUACAUCAGUGUCCGCUCUUGGUGGCCUUGGUGGGUCAUUAGAAGACAAGGAUUGUGAUCUUUUGUGCCCAGUAUGCUUUGAACUCAUUGAUGAAGCAUAUGUCACACGCUGUGGACACUCUUUUUGUUAUGCCUGUAUUGCAAAGUCAGUGGAAUUACACAGGAGAUGUCCAAAAUGUGGAGCCCAGCUGACGGGACGAGAUCACUAUUUCCCAAACUUUUUGCUCAAUGAACUGGUUGCCCGUCGGCGCUUGCGCACUAAACCGACGACUGUAGCGCCCUCUAUUCCUUCACCGGGAGAUGCGGAGAGGCUUCGAGCACUUGUCGCAGCUGAAGCAAGGCAUUUAGGUCUAUCAGAUGUCGAUGGCAUGCUAGAUGUGUUGACGAGAAGAAAAAGACUCCUAGAAGCAGAGUCGGCUGCGGCUCACCACAGACUUUUGUAUGAGUUUUUGUCUCAGCUAUUGAGGCACCGCUCACACCAGUUGGAACAGUUGUCGAGAGAGGCGACGCUUGUGCGGAAGGACUUGGACCACGUGGGCACAGUCCUUCGAGAGCUGAAGGCGGGGGCGGAGGCCCGUAUCCCUUCGCCCACCGAACAUUCCUUGGCCGAAUGGCUGCGAGAGGGUCGAUUGAAACGGGAAAUCAGCGAGACAGACACACAGCAAGCCCCUUACGCGCAAGAGGAAGAGGAGAGUUUCGGGUCGGUCUGCGGCGGAGGCUGGGCCGGGACGGAUGCGCUCGCGCAGCGCUGGAGGAGGCUGGCCGCGCAUUUCGAUGACUUCGUACAGUGCUACUUCGCCCACCGAGCCGACGAACUAUACUUCCCGGGGUCCGGGUCGGAGGGGCCCACGGCGCCCGUGACCCCGGGGCCCGUGGUGCCCUCGACCACCGGCGGGGCCUCGGAGGCCGACCACGUGCCCCAACAGAUGCCCGAGACGAGAGUCUCCAGCGCUGCAGCUAUGGACCAAACCGCCCCGGACGGGGACCCGCCGGCGGUCCACGCCGUCGCCCAAUGCGGGAGCGGAGACGCGUCGAUGAACGCCGCGUUUCCGGGCGGGGACCAGAGAGCCCCGGACGGGGAGCCGCCCGUCCAACCCGCGACCCCCGUGGCGGUGGAGACGGAAGUGUUCGGGGGUCUGGACGCGUUCCGCGAGGACCUGGCCGCGUUCACCCGCUACAGAGCCCUGAGGCCGUUGGCGACCCUGUCCUACUGCUCGGACGCCAUCAACUACUCCACCAUCGUGUCGACGAUCGAGUUCGACAAGGACGACGAGUUCUUCGCGAUCGCCGGAGUCACAAAACGGAUAAAGGUGUUCGAGUUCGAGUCCGUGGUGCGCGACGCGGUGGACGUGCACUACCCGUGCGCCGAGAUGCAGUGCUCGCACAAGAUCUCGUGCGUGUCGUGGAACGCGUACCACAAGAACGUGCUGGCCUCCUCCGACUACGAGGGCACCGUGGCCGUGUGGGACGCCGCCACGGGGCUCCGCACGAGGGCGCUGCAGGAGCACGACAAGCGUUGCUGGUCCGUGCACUUCAACCGCGCCGACGUGCGCCUGCUCGCCUCGGGCUCCGACGACGCCCGCGUGAAGCUCUGGUCGCUGAACGCCGAGCGCUCCGUGGCCACCCUCGAGGCCAAGUUCAACGUGUGCUGCGUGCGCUUCAACCCCAACUCGUCGUGUCACCUGGCCGUGGGCUCGGCCGACCACUGCGUGCACUACUACGACCUGCGCGCCCCCCGCUCCCCCCCUGGCCGUGCUCCGGGACCACCGCAAGGCCGUCUCCUACGUGCAGUUCCUGGACUCGAAGACGCUGGUCUCCGCCUCGACCGACUCGAUGCUGAAGCUGUGGCGCGUGGACUCGCCGCGGUGCGUCAGGUCCUUCACGGGCCACGCCAACGAGAAGAACUUCGUGGGGCUGGCGACGGACGGCAACCCCUGCUGGCGUACAGGUUCGAGGCGGUGCGGGGCUUCCUCGAGAAGGAGCGCCGCGACGAGGAGCCCAGCGAGUUCGUCUCGGCCGUCUGCUGGAGACGCUCCGUGGACAGGCCCGUCCUGCUGGCCGCCAACUCGCAGGGCACCAUCAAAGUGCUGGAGCUCUUGUAA
Pieris macdunnoughi is the source of this 2145-nucleotide messenger RNA. NCBI's taxonomy places the organism in Eukaryota, Metazoa, Arthropoda, Insecta, Lepidoptera, Pieridae. The record is from the annotation of a GenBank genome assembly.